GUGUAGCAGCAUGUACUGAAGUUGUGCAAAUGCAGAAAAGCUUCUGAGUGCUCUACAGUCAAAGACAGUCUUGCAGCAUGCACAAAAGCGGUCCGCUCAGACCCUGCGCUCUCUCUGGGCCUACCUCCACACCGCCCGCACAGCCUUCACAUGGCCUGGCCCUCCCAUGGCUCCAGGACAUUCUCUACACACUGGUCAGUGUCAUCUUCAUCUCGGGGACAGCACAAAGUCAUCCGCUUCGCCAUCAGCAAGAAAUCAGCAGGGAGCACGCACUCAAGAUAGCAGCCAUCAUGACGAGAGAACUGCCGACUAUCUACGCAAACAUGUUGAACGGAAUCGGGCUCGAAGGUUUCAACCAGAACUCUAUCUGCCUCCCUGACACUAUUAGACAUCAACAGGACUGGAAUCGGAAUUCAUCUGUGGCUGGGAUCAGGUUCUGUCUCUACAAAAAAUGCUUGGACAACUUACAGAAAAGAGGCCUGAACCAAGGCAGGAUGAGUUUGAACAAUACAUCCCAGGGUUUGAGGAAUCUGUACGAAACCAUCUUUAAAAUGGAGGGUCAACACAAGAGCUGCGGGGAACCUGAGAUCCCAGAUUCCUCCUUCUGGACUUCGGAGGUGGUCGGAGGUGCUUACGUGGUUCGCGAUCUCAUGAUCGACCUGGACUAUUUGCUUCAUCAGCUGGAUAGCCUGUCUCUGGUCCAGUCCACUCACAGCUAA
Molecule: messenger RNA, 719 nt
Organism: Stegostoma tigrinum
Lineage: Eukaryota; Metazoa; Chordata; Chondrichthyes; Orectolobiformes; Stegostomatidae
Exons: 5
Coding region: 78-719 (213 amino acids)
Source: RefSeq, a predicted model, not a curated record